AUGCAUCCCAUUACAUUUGUCAGAACCUGUGGAAAUGUCUUGUCGGAGUUGCAAGGACAUCUAUCCCAUUACAUUUUUCAGAACGUGAGGAAAUAUCAAUGGUGCAGUGGUGGUUUUGAGGAUAUGAAGCAGCAUUUUUCAAGAGCAACCAGUAGGGACCACUCUCCCAGGCUGGUGAAAUCCACCCGAAAGGAAGGACUCUCUGUCGUGCAGCUCGAGGAACUCCCAAAAAUCACUGGAAAAGAUUUGAAGCUGGGCAGUGAUUGUGCAAUUUGCUUGGAUGUGAUUGGAACUGAGGAACCUGCAAGGUUAGUUCCUGGUUGCCCCCAUGGAUUCCACCUAGAAUGUAUCGAUCUUUGGCUGUCGAAGAAGCCAUUUUGUCCUGUUUGUAGACACAAGCUUGAGCCUAAGUUGUUCAAUCAAGACAGUAGCAAUCCAUGUUAA
Molecule: messenger RNA, 444 nt
Organism: Lycium ferocissimum
Lineage: Eukaryota; Viridiplantae; Streptophyta; Magnoliopsida; Solanales; Solanaceae
Product: E3 ubiquitin-protein ligase ATL23-like
Exons: 2
Coding region: 1-444 (147 amino acids)
Source: RefSeq, a predicted model, not a curated record